CUCCGGCUUUACCCACAAACCCUUCGAAUUCUUCUCUUUCUCACAUAUACCAAGCUGACUUUUCGCUCUCUUCCAUUACAAAAGCAAAUAUCGCUCAGCGAUACAUCGAAUUCUUCCAUUGGAGACUGACAUAUGCCACAAUUCUCCCAGCAGUCCCUGAUAAGCAUUGA
Messenger RNA from Paraglomus brasilianum, 170 nucleotides. NCBI's taxonomy places the organism in Eukaryota, Fungi, Glomeromycota, Glomeromycetes, Paraglomerales, Paraglomeraceae. The record is from the annotation of a GenBank genome assembly.